Molecule: messenger RNA, 4716 nt
Organism: Ostrea edulis (European flat oyster)
Lineage: Eukaryota; Metazoa; Mollusca; Bivalvia; Ostreida; Ostreidae
Product: bifunctional arginine demethylase and lysyl-hydroxylase JMJD6-like
Exons: 9
Coding region: 119-1366 (415 amino acids)
Biological process (GO): phagocytosis
Cellular component (GO): cytoplasm; nucleus
Molecular function (GO): histone H4R3 demethylase activity; P-TEFb complex binding
Source: RefSeq, a predicted model, not a curated record
GACGACUUUACUUUCACUUCCUGUGGAAUUUGGAGGAAAAAGCCUUGAAAAGGUUGGGACUGUGUGUUUACUUUGUGUUUGUUGGUUAUGAGAGGUUGCUAGUCUAAAUUCUACUUGUAUGGACAACAGAAUAAGAAAAAGGAUCAGAGAAGCACAGUCAAAAGCCCGACCAGAGCUUGAAAGAAUUACUGAUGGAUGGCAUCAGUUUCAUUAUGCCCAGACGUUUGAUUUGAGCCAUUCUACAGUGCUUGACAAUGUGGACAGAAUUGAUGCCUGCUUCAUAUCGAAGGAGGAGUUUGAGGAAAAGUAUGAACGACCCUACAAGCCUGUGGUUGUUACUAACGCUCAGAUAGAAUGGGGAGCAGUGAAAAAAUGGUCUGAGAAGAGGCUGUCUAAGAAGUAUCGCAAUCAGAGGUUCAAGUGUGGGGAGGAUGAUGAGGGCUACUCGGUUAAACUCAAGUUAAAGUAUUUUGUGGAGUACAUGAAUGACAACAGCGAUGACAGCCCUUUGUAUAUUUUUGAUAGUAGUUAUGGCGAGCAUCACAAGCGUAAGAAACUCCUGGAAGACUAUGAUGUACCGGAGUAUUUCCGGGAUGAUCUGUUCCAAUAUGCAGGGGAAAGGCGUCGCCCACCUUAUCGUUGGUUUGUGAUGGGUCCUGCCCGGUCAGGGACAGGAAUCCACAUCGAUCCACUAGGAACAAGUGCCUGGAAUGCCCUUGUAUCAGGUCACAAAAGAUGGUGCUUACUACCAACCAAUACCCCUAAGGAACUGGUCAAACCCCGCCCUGGUGAAGGGGGGAAACAGCGGGACGAAGCCAUCUCCUGGUUUAAGUACGUGUACCCACGAAUCAAGGACCCAUCCUGGCCCAAGGAGUAUGCCCCGUUGGAGAUCUUACAGGGACCAGGGGAGACAGUGUUUGUUCCAGGAGGCUGGUGGCAUGUCGUUCUGAAUCUCGACAGUACAAUAGCUGUCACUCAAAACUUUUCUAGUGUUGUGAAUUUCCCGAUCGUGUGGCAUAAAACCGUGCGAGGGAGACCAAAGCUGUCUAAGAAGUGGUAUAAAGUUCUCAAGAAAGAGCGCCCUGAAGUGGCAGCCAUUGCAGAUAAAGUUGAUCUGAACAAACCGACAGGAUUCAACUCGGACAGCUCUAGUUCUGGCUCAUCGAGUUCAAGUUCCAGCGAGUGCAGCACAUGUGAAAGUUCAGAUUCAGAGGAUGAUAACCAGAAGUCCAAAACUAAAAGACGGAGAACCAGUAAAAGGAGAUCAAUGACCCCCAAUGGAGGUCGUCGUCGUGGAUCCUCGUCCUCCAGUGAAGAGGGUCGUAGUCAGCGCAGCAUUUCCAGCACACCCAAAAACUGCAGAUGACAACAGUUAACCUAGAAACUCAAACUCUAAAAGAGCAACUGCAAAAACAGAAAACAUAGAAAUUGUCACAGGCUUGGAAAGAACGACCACAAAACAAAACACUUUCGAACUAUCACAAUCUCAGAAACAUCAACCAGAGAGCAGAAAAAUUGUCCCGCGCUCAGAAACAGCCAUCAUAAAACUGAAAACCUGGACACUGUCACAAUUUCGGAAACAGCAGCCACAAAACUGAAACCUGGGAACCGUUGCAAGCUCCGAAACAGCAACCAGAAUACAUAGGAACUGUCACAAGCUCAGAUACUCUAUCAAAAUAAUCUGAUCAUUACAAGAGGUUACCAAAUCUUUGUUGAUUUGUUCUGCAAAAUUUAAAAUUUUAUUAAUGAUGUAUUUGAAAUUCAUUCCAAAUUUGUAAAUGUAAGUGGACAAAAUUUAUGCAUAGAAAAUAUCAGCAAAAUCUUAUUGUACUUUUAUAAAUAAAUGUGAAAAUGGCACAAACUGUAAACAUAACUUGCUGUUCUCUUAACAUCAUAGAUCCACAUUCCUAUAUCAGCAUCUUUUCUUCUGUUGCCAGGGUACUGAACCAUAUAAAAUGUAUAUCUAACAAAUGUUUUUGUUCCCAUACAGGGGUUUUUAAUUCAUUGUAAUCAACAUUUUACACAUCGAGAGUCCUGACCCAAAAAUCAAAAUAACUUGUCUCUUAUCUUCCAAAUGUGUUUUAUUUAUGUUAGCAUCAGAAAUGUGAUCUGGUCAUAACUUGCAUUUCUCCUGCUUUCUCUAACGUACAAUGUCUUAUUUCUUUUAAGUGGAAAGUUUUGUCUUCCAGUAUCUUUACAUUGAAAUUUUCUAGAACCUCUCUAAACAAAGUCAUUUAGAAUCUUUGGAAAUGAUGUGAAAUAUUUUUAUGUAUAGUGUAAAUCACUAUAUCAUUUUAUGGGUGAAGUUUCCUGCAAUUUGUUAGGUAACUGCUUAUCAUAGAACUUUUGAUAAUAAAAAAAGCAUUGAAAGUGAAAUUUGUAUUUUGAGGUUGUGCCAGGUAUGCAUGACAAUUGACAAUUAAAAGUCAAUAUUUUGACCAUAAAUUGGAAUUUUAUAUGUAAUUUUUUUCUGUACAUUAAAAAAUGUAAAUGAAUCAAUGUAUUUGAAAUUUCAUACAUGUAGCGUGACUGUAAUUUUUAUUGUAAUGACACUUGUUUAUAAACUUUGUGAUUGCCUUCCCACAAUGGUUCAGAAAAAAUGCUGUAGAAUGGAGUGUUUUCUGUGAAUGUCCAAUUUUGUGCAAAACAAGAUUUUUUAGUCCUUUUCUAGUAUUACUGUAUAUUGUAGUAAAAUUCGAAGUGAAAUUGAUUCAUUACCAUUCAGAAAAAUCUGUCAAUCAUAUCUUUUCUCAUUGGAAGCAAUAGUUAUCUGUUCCUUCCAAAGUUCAUAAUUACCAAGUUCUACUAUAAUUUGGUUUCAUUAGUGCUUUUGUGCAAGCUCUGUUUUGAAAUAGAACAAGCAUGCUGACAUACACCUGAUUCCUUCAUUUUUAGAAGCUGACAUUGAAAGCAAUACAUUGCACCAUUUGAAGAUAUUUUGUGAUUUGAAAACAUUUUUGUUUGAAAUAGAGAUCUAUCUUCUGCAUUCUGAUAGUUAGUGUCUUAUCAUGCACACUGUUUUGAAACUCCUGUGUUGGCUGUCUUUGAACUGUAGGAAUUAGUGCUGUGUAAUAUUUGUAUAGUGGUAGUCCUGUAAUAUCAAUCUGGGUAAUCCUGACAUAGUUUGUCAGUCUGGGUAAUCCUGACAUAGUUUGUCAGUCUGGGUAAUCCUGACAUAGUUUAUCAGUCUGAGUAAUCCUGACGUAGUUUGUCAGUCUUCAGUGAAACCGACAUUACUGAAGUUAAUGACUGAACUCUCGGUAUCUAGGAGUCAUUUAAAGAAUAAAUCUCAUUUUUGAAAAUACAUGAGGCUAUGAACUGCAACACUUCACGUCAGCAUACUUAUGAAGUGCACUAGUGCUACGUAAAAAGUAUGCAGGUGUGAAGCGUUGCAGUUCAUACUCUCAUGUAUUUUCAAAAUGAAGUUUAUGUCUUUAUUUACAUUCUCCUUUUAUUACUCUCGGAAUUCCCAGCUGUUAAAAUAGACAUACUAUAUUUUUCUGUAGUCAUACAUGUAUUGUUUGCAUUCUUAAGGAAAUGGCUAUCAUUACAAUUUGUAGAAAUAUCAAAGGCAAAAAGAUUGGAAAUGUAGAUUUGAGAAUAAGAAGUUACGGUAGUAAAUUUACAAUCAUGCUGAUCUGUUCUGCUUAAAACACAUUAUUUAUGGUAUUUCAAAGUAUCAAUCAAUGUAAGAAUUACACAAAGGAAAAUUGAUUGAUUAAAAGUGUACAAUUAACUGUUUCCAAUAUGUUCUUUGUAAAUGUUCAGUUAUCACAAAUUUAACGAAGCUCUUCGGUCUUAUCACAGAAAGGGCAGAUAACUAUAUUUUACAAUAAAAUGCAUUUAGAAAGCAUUAAAAAUUUUCUCUCAUUUACUUUUGUGCGUACAUGUAUGCGAUAUAUGAAAAAAUUAUUAUGAUUUCUUGAUGUUCAUUUAUAGGAUUAUGAAAUAUUGAUAGUGAUUAUUUGUAUGCUGUUGGGAUAAUUCACUCAUUUUAGUCUAUUAUUUUUUAGGUGGACUGCAUUUAGAGACCUUUUUUUUUUACUUUAAGCUAGAGCUGACAACACUUUGGUGCUUAGUCGUCAUCGGUCAGUUGUUUAAUGGUUGUGUUUGAGUGUACAUGAAUUGAUUGCAGGAUCCUUAUAAAAUUUUAAAUUUUGUCUGCAUGCAUUUGUUAAACCAAAGAUCUUAUAUCAUUCCUGUCAAUAUCAUAUGUCCUUCCUAGUUCUUCAAUCUGAUCAUUAAGUUUUCAGUCAGUGUACUUUCAUUUCAAUUAAUCAUUCCUUUUGACUUUUUCCUCACAAAUGCUUUUAUAUUGUGGCCUUGGGUUUUGGCAUUUGUAUAUUCAAUGUGCAUAAAUGCUCUACCGUAGGAAUGGGGAUUUAAUGGAAAAAGUCAACACAUCUACUUCAAUCUUGAAUCAUGCAAUCUGUCAAUGAGAUAUUGUCACAUCCUUAUUUACAUACGAACAGUAGAAAUGUAUUCAUAUCAAAUUCCAAACCCAGAGGCAUUCAUAUUGAUAGCCUGAGCUAGUGUCAUCUGUAUAGAGGUAGUGAUGAUAGUUUAGGACGUUAAUUAAGUCUAUUGUAUGCAUACUAAAUCGGAAAACAUUUAUACCUUCAACGUUGUUGAUUAGAUAGAGACACAUGGACAUUUGUCGAGUUCAAUCAUGUUCAAAUUGUUAUUUUUUCUAAUAUUAAAGGAUUGUUCAUUGGU